Paramecium octaurelia is the source of this 812-nucleotide messenger RNA. Lineage: Eukaryota; Ciliophora; Oligohymenophorea; Peniculida; Parameciidae. The record is from the annotation of a GenBank genome assembly.
AUUUAUUUGAAAUUAUAUGGCUUAAAAUACAACAAGUGGACCCAUGCAGAAGUUUAAAAUUGUCUUCUUAGGUAAUCAAUCAGUUGGCAAGACAUCAAUAAUCAAUCGAUUUAUUUUCGACAAUUUCACAGGUAAUGAAUAGGUAAUUGGAAUUCAAAUAAUAAUAGCCUACUGUUGGAAUUGAUUUUAUAUCUAAGACACUUCAAGUGGAUAACAAAUCUGUCAGACUUUAGUUAUGGGAUACUGCAGGAUAGGAGAGGUUCAGAUCUCUUAUUCCUAGUUAUAUAAGGGAUUCCUAAGCCGCCAUUAUAUGCUAUGAUAUCACAAGUAAGAGAAAUUUCUUAUUAAAGAUGACAAAUCUUUUUCAGAUUUAUAGAAAUGGAUUGAGGAUGUGAAAGAUGAAAGAGGAGAUGAAGUUUUAAUCUAUAUUUUGGGGAAUAAGACAGAUCUAGAAUCAGAAAGACAAAUUCAAUUUGAUGUAGCCGAAGCAAAAGCAAAAGUAUUAAUAUUUGAUUGACAAUUUCAAGGAAUUAGGAGCAUCAUUUUCAGAAGUAUCUGCUAAAAGUGCACAUAAUGUAGCAGAAUUCUUUAAAAAAUUAUCUUAUGAUUUGCAAGGAAAUCCAAAUGAAUAAUAAUCAUCAUAGCCACUAUAAUAAUAAGUAAAACUUAAAUUUAACUCAAUAGAAAGGCCAAUAAUAAUAGUAAUUGUAGAGCUAAACUUAAUAACUAAAACCAAAUGAUGCUACAGAAGAUAAAAAGUAAGGAGGUGGAUGUUGUUGAACAUUAAUUUAUUCAAUUUUAUUAUUUUGAAC